Messenger RNA from Plasmodium relictum, 5874 nucleotides. It is a transcript of the gene PI3K, whose product is annotated as phosphatidylinositol 3-kinase, putative. Gene Ontology annotation, biological process: phosphatidylinositol-3-phosphate biosynthetic process; autophagosome assembly; endocytosis. Bases 1 to 5874 code for a protein of 1957 amino acids. Gene Ontology annotation, cellular component: phagophore assembly site; cytoplasm; membrane. The transcript has a single exon. The record is from RefSeq and is a predicted model, not a curated record. Gene Ontology annotation, molecular function: 1-phosphatidylinositol-3-kinase activity. Lineage: Eukaryota; Apicomplexa; Aconoidasida; Haemosporida; Plasmodiidae.
AUGAAUUUGAGUAAAAUAAAUGAUGCAAAUAUAAUAGAUGUCGAUUAUUAUUUUAUAUUAAAUAUAGGAUUUUUUAUAUGUUUUGAAAAUGAAUAUAAUAAUCUUUUAAAUGAUGAAAAUUCUAAUAAUGAUAAAACAAAAUUAAUAAGGAAAAUAAAUAAUUUAAAAAAAUAUAUUUAUUAUGAGAAAAGAAAGAAAAAAAUUAAAGUUCUAGCAAUACAAGAAAACAUAGAUCAAAGAAAAUACAUGAAGAUAAAAAUAACUAAUAACAAAAAUGGUAACGAAAAAACAACAAAUAUAAAAAAAAAAAGUAAAAGCAGUAAUAUUAAAAAAAGUAAUACAAAUAACUUUCAGAUAACAAGUUAUUUACUUAUUAACAAUGAAUUUUUUAGUUAUCCCGUUAGAUUAAAAUGUAUUAAUAAGGGAAAAAAAAAAAAAGAUAAAAAAAAUGGUAAAAAAGGAGGGAGUUUUAUUUUUUCUAAAGGUAAUACAACUUUAAAUAAUUUAAAUUGUGAAUUAAGUAUUAAAAUUGAUUCUAAUAACUCAGUUUUAAUUAAUGAAGAAUCGUUAAAUGAAAAUGAUAAUAAUAAAGGAUUGUUAAACUUUAAGCAAAUAGAUAGUACUGAUAAGAAUAGUAUCAGCAAAAAUAAUUUUAAAAACAGUAUAGAAAUGUUUGAAGUUGAUAAUAGCAAAGUAAAAGAAAAUCAUAAACAAAAAAAGGAAAAAUAUGAUCAAUACAUGAAUGAUAGAGUACACAAAUAUGAUAUAUUUAAAACACUGUUAAGCAAAAAAAAAAAAAAAAAAAUUUCUAAUAAUGUAUUUAUAAUAAACAGAAGUAUUAAAUUUCCUAUAAAAUACAAUCAGCUAUGUGCAAAGUCUUAUAUAUUUUUCAUUAUCCAAGAUGUAAAUAAUGAUAAAAUAACAUAUUACAGUUACUGUAGUUUAUUUUCAUUGAAUGGUAUAUUAAAACAAGGAAUACAAAUAAGAAAAUUAUAUCAUAUUAAUAAAAAAGGAAAAAUUAAAGAGCAUAUUCUGAAUGCAUUGAAAAAUAAAAUUUAUUAUAGUUCUGAUGAUUCAUUAAAGAAAAAAAAAAAAAAAAUAUAUAAUUUUUUAAAAAAAAAUUGCAUUUACUAUGAUCUAAUAAAAUUAUAUAAUUUCGAAAACAAAAAAAAAAAAAAAAAAGGAAAAGGAAAAUACUUACGUAAAAUUAACAAUAUAGACAACCUUAAAAUAUAUAAAAAAAAUAAGAAGGUGAAAAAGAAUACUUACUUAAAAUCUAAUAAUCAAAAAAUACUAGAUUUACAUUUAUUUAGUAUGGAAAAACUUAAUACUACUAAAAAAUUAUUUAAGGAUAUUCAAAUUACUUCUGUUUCAGCAAAAUUCAACGAUUACAGAAAUAAUGAUAGUAAAAAAGAAACUGUGGGAGGUAAUACUAAUAAAAAUAGUCUUUUUAAUAAUCAAAUCAGCAAUAUAGAUAACGAUGGUGAGAAAAAAUACAAGGGUAUAAAUAAGUAUUCCCUAAAAUCAUCCUCAAAAAGUUUUAAAUAUAACAAUUUUUAUAAAGUUUUGUUAAAAUGUAAAUACAUUGAAAAUUUAAUAUCCUCUUUAAAAAACUCUUUACCAGAAAAUUACAAGUGUAAUAAAAAGACAUAUAUUAAAAAAAAUUCAAAAAAUAAAUAUAUAAACAACUAUAAGUCAAAUGAUAAUGAUUUUAAAAAUUAUAAAAGAAAAUACUCUUUAUGCAAUAAAAGAAUUAUAAAUGGUAAUGCUGUAAUUAAUCAUUUAUAUUGCAAAAAAAUGAUUAGUUCAAAUGAUAAAUUAAUAGACAAAAAUGAUUGUUCACUAAAUAAUUAUGCUUUAAUAAAUAUGAAAAAAGAAAAUACAAAAUAUAAUAAAAGAAAAUUAAAGAAGAAUAUAUUUUUAAAAUAUAAAAAAGAAUCAUAUUCCUUAAAACCUUAUCAUAACCUAUAUAAAUGUAAUAAUAAUAAUAAUGGUUUAAAAUUAUGUAAAAAAAUAAUAAAUUUAUAUAAAAAAUGGAAUAUAAUUAAAAAAAAAAAAAUAGCUGGGUAUAUCAUUUUUAAUUUCAUGAAUUUUAACAAAGAUACAAUAUAUUAUAAUGAAAAUAAAAAUGAUUUAUCAACUUUUCAUGAAAACAUUUUUGAUGCAAUUGGUAAUAAUCAAUAUGAAUACUAUAAAUAUAAUAGUAAUUCAACGAGCAAUUACGAUUGGUUUUUUAAUUCAUUCGAAUUUGUUGGAAAAACAGAUAAUAUUAGUUUGUUAAGUGAUAAAGUAAUAAAUAAAAAAAUUGACAAGAAUUGUAUUUUAUUAAAUAAUUACUCAGAAAAUUAUAAUAAUAAAGAAGCACUUACAAGUUCAGUCAAAUCGUUAGAAAAUCUUGAAAAAAAAAUUAUUCAAAAAGAUAAUAAAGGAAUUAAUGAAAAAAAUGAAGAAAAUUAUGAAUUGAAAGAAAAUAUAAGUAAUAAAAAUUAUAAUAAGCAUUAUGAUAAUAACAUAAGUAAUAGUAAAAGUGAAAGUGAAACUAAUAUAAAUUAUAGUAAUAGUCAUAAUCAAGAAAUUAUAAAUUAUAAAAAUUGUUAUAGUAAUAUUUAUAUGACUAAAGAAAAUAAAAAAGAUAAAAUAGGCAUAAUUAAUGAAAUAUAUAAUAAAGAUAAUAAUGAGAAAAAAGAGAAAGCAGAAAAAAUAGACAAUAUAUUAGAAUCGAAUGAAAUUUUUUCUCAAAAUAGUAAUGAUAUAUCUAAUCUGGAAAUAAAGGAAAAAAAACUAAAUGAUAUUUUUCAGCAUAUAAGCAAAUAUAUAAAUCGUAUAAGUAAAAAUAUCAAUAUAACAAAUAAAAACAGAUAUGAUGACUAUCCCUUUGAUUUUUUAUCAAAGGAAAAGUUUGAAUAUAUAUCAAUGUUAACACCUACUAUUAAUGAAAUAAAAACAUUAAGUACUAUAUUAAAUAUACCUUUAAUAAAAAUGAAUGAAUAUGAAAAAGAUUGUGUAUGGAAGUUUCGUUUUCAACUUUUAAAUAGAAAAGAAACUUUAGGAAAAUUUUUAAAAUGUGUAAACUGGGAAAAUAAAGAUGAAGAAGAGGAAGCAAUUAUUUUAUUAAAUAAGUGGCCGAAACCUUGUUUAGAGGAUUGUCUUGAAUUAUUUCAUUCAUAUAUGCAUCAUAGUGUUAUUAAAAAAUAUAUUAUUGAUAUUAUAAAAAACACAAAAAAAGAUCAAUUAAAAUUAUAUUUAUUUCAGUUAGUACAAUGCUUAAGAAUUUCGAAUUAUGAAAAUAUUGACAAUUUAUUUAUAAAUACAUUAAUACAUAAAUGUAUUAAAUCAAAAAAAUUAUCUAUAUAUUUGCAUUGGCUUCUUUUAAGUGAAACAAAAGAUAAAUUAAAAGGAAAUUUAUAUUUGUAUGUUCAUAAAUUAUUUAUUAAUAAGCUAAUGAAUUCUGAUUUAAAAAAAAAAAAGGAAAUUUUACAAAUUUUAAAAAAUCAAAAUAGAUUUCGUAAUCAGCUGCUAUAUUUAACAAAGAUCGCAAAAAAUAAAAGUGAUCGUAUACAAAACAAAACAAAAAAAUUAAAGCACUUCUUAUUUUAUUAUAGGAAAAAUUACGGAUAUAUAAAUAUUAAAGAUUUUAUUAAAAAUAACAUAUUUGUAGCUGAUAACAAUAUUUAUGAUUUUUCUCAUUUGAGUCCUUCCCAAAAUAAAAUUUCCAAUAGUAAUAUCUCAUGUGAAUUGAAUUUAAAUUUAGAAAAAAAAAAAAAAUUUCCAAAAGGAAAUUACUAUAAACAAAAUUAUUUACCUGCAAUAAUUAAAAAAAAUACUUUUCAUGAAGAUAUUCAUAAAGAAUAUUUUGAAGAUACCGAUAAAAAUUCAUCUGUUUUCUGCUUAGAAAAUAAUAAUAACAGUAGCAUAAAUAAAUCUUAUGAAACAUAUAAUCAAAAUAAUACUGAGGAUAAGGAAUAUUUUGAGUUUAAUAAUAACAAAAGCAACAUCAGUAAUUCUAUUUAUUAUUUAGAUAAUGAACUAACUAUUAAUUAUGACAUAAAUGAAGAUAUAUACUUUUUUCAAUAUAAAAAAGAUGUUAAUCAAAGAUUAAGUUCCGAUGUUAGCAAUGAAUCAAGCAACAUAAUUAAUUAUAUUGAUGAUUCAAAAAAUGUAAAAAUAGAAAAAAAUAAAGAUAAUUCAUUCUUUUCUAAUUUUUUACAAUUUAAUGAUAACUUCGAUUUUUUUCUGAGUACCACUUAUAGUGAUGAAGAUAAUAAUAUUGAAAUAUUAGAUGAUUCAAUAAACAUUGUUCAAAAACAGAAAAUAAAAAAAAUUAAUGCCCCUUUAAUUUUGCCAGUUGAUCCAAAUAUAGAAUUAUUAAGUUUUUUGCCAGAGCAAUCAUACGUAGUACGCUCUUCUUUAUAUCCUAUUGUUAUAGCUUGCUUAGUUAGAAAAAAAAUAAAGCUUUAUCAUGAACAUUCUCACAAUUUAAUUAUUAAUAAACAAAAAUAUUUAAAAAAAAAUAUAAAAAAUAAAAAAAAUUAUUCAUUAUAUAAUUCUUAUAACUCUAAAUUUAUUAAAGCUUUAUACACUUCUUUUGACAAUGCAAAAGAUUUUGAUUACUUUUUUAAAAAUAUAAAGUAUAAUAAUAAUAAUAUCUUUUACAAAAAGAAGAAAAUAGAAAAAAUUGAUUUAAAAAAUUAUGGUCUUUCUUCUGUUGAACCAAAUAAAAAAAACAAUUUUUCUUCUAAUACAAAUGAAAAAUUGAAGUAUGAAAAUUCAAACUUCAAUAAAAAUAAUAAAAGUACAACAUGUAAAACAGAAGAUUUAAAGGAAGAUGAAGUUAAAGAAAAAAUUAAAAAACAAGUUGAAAAGAAUGAAGAAAAAUAUGACAUUGAUGAUGAAAAUGAAAGUAGUGAAGAUGAAGAUAGUGAAUACUGUGAAAAUAAAGAAAAGAAAAAGGAUGAGGAAAAAAAAGGGCAAACUAAUAAAAAUAAUGAAAAAGAGGAUAAAACAAAAAAGAAUAUCGAUAAAAAUUGCAUUAAAAAUAGAGGUGUGAAAAAAAAAAAAAGUAUAAAAAAAUAUAAUGAGAUAUAUGAAUUAUCAAUAAAAAAAUAUAUUUAUAAAGCUGGUGAUGAUUUAAGACAGGAUCAUUUAGUAAUACAAAUAAUAUAUAUAAUUGACAACAUAUGGAAAAGGUAUGGAUUAAACUUAAAAUUAACUCUUUACAAAGUUUUGGCAUUAUCUACUGACGAUGGUUUUAUUGAAUUUGUUGAUUACGCUGAAUCUAUUUCCUCAAUAAAAAAAAAUUAUAAAGGAGAGAUUAGACAGUAUUUUAUUGAUAACAGUUCUGAUCCUAAUUCUCCCUUAGGAUUUGAUGCACAAAAACUAGAAAAUUUUAUAUCAAGUUGUGCGGGUUAUAGUGUGAUAACAUAUAUAUUAGGAAUAGGAGAUAGGCAUUUAGAUAACUUAAUGGUAUCAAAAGAUGGUUGUUUUUUUCAUAUUGAUUUUGGUUACAUUUUUGGAGAAGAUCCAAAACCAUUUUCUCCUCCUAUGAAAUUAUGUAAAGAAAUGAUUGAAGCAAUGGGUGGAGCUCAUAGUAUAGGUUAUGAGCAAUUUUUAAAAAAAUGUUGUCUAGGUUAUAAAUAUUUAAGAUAUCAUUCAAAACUUAUAAUAAGUUUACUUGAUUCUAUGUGCGAAUCAGGACUUAAAGAUAUGAAAGCAAGCCCUGAAUUAUGCGUUUUAAAAGUUCAAGAAAAAUUUCGGCUUGAUUUAAAUGAUGAAGCAGCAGAAAUAUAUUUCUUAAGUGUCAUUAAUGCAUCAGUUAAAACAUUAUUUCCUGUUGUUGUAGACAAAUUACAUGAAUGGGCUUUAAACUGGAAAUGA